Phodopus roborovskii (desert hamster) is the source of this 7329-nucleotide messenger RNA. It is a transcript of the gene Ccser2, whose product is annotated as coiled-coil serine rich protein 2. Lineage: Eukaryota; Metazoa; Chordata; Mammalia; Rodentia; Cricetidae. The transcript has 10 exons. Gene Ontology annotation, biological process: microtubule bundle formation. Bases 270 to 3380 code for a protein of 1036 amino acids. Gene Ontology annotation, molecular function: microtubule binding. The record is from RefSeq and is a predicted model, not a curated record. Gene Ontology annotation, cellular component: microtubule cytoskeleton.
CCCGGAGGGCGGAGUCCAGGCGGGCGCCGGCCAAGGGAGGGGGCGCGGCGUCCGUGAAGUCCGGCGCUCCCUCAGGCCAUGGAGGCGAUGCUGGCUGCUGCGGGGCAGGCGGCUGGGCAGAUGGGAAUGUGACCAGACUGGCCCUCGCCUCUGUUCCAUCCUCGGGCUGGCAGGUCGCUGGGCGACCCGCAUCCGGGCCGCGGCCGAGGAGGCAGCGCGACCUCCGCACGAUUCUGUCAAGUUUUAAGAACAAAUGCACCUUAUAGCUCAUGGAAGAAAAAACACAAAUCAAGACGUUUUUGGGUUCCAGGCUGCCAAAAUAUGGAACAAAAUCUGUGAGAAGUACACUGCAGCCAAUGGCAAAUGGGGCCACUGUGACUUUAUUAGGGACAUCCAAGAACAGUAAUGUCAAAAGUUACAUCAAAAAUAAUGGCUCUGAUUGUUCAUUGUCCCAUUCAUUUAAUUGGAGGCAAGCAAAUAAGUACCAAUUUGGUUCAGAAAAUACAGCAGAACGUAACAGUAUUCAGAGUGCACAUGAUAAACUAAUUGAUCCUGAGCAACAUGCUCCUGCUCCAGGAACGCUGGAUGGGAGCGGGAUAAAGGGAGGCUUGAAAAGUGCUUCCUUGUUCACAUCCAAGUUAGCAAGACCAUCCACCAUGUUUUUGUCAUCUACAGAGGAGUUAAAUCAAAAAUCUUUUUCUGGACCAUCUAACUUGGGUAAAUUCACCAAAGGCACAUUACUAGGAAGGACUUCAUAUUCUUCGGUCAAUGCGAAGUCACAUUUGAAUACGUUUUAUAGGAACCAAUCACCUGGUAACAUGCAGAAGCCAAGAGUGAACUCCUGUGCCACCAGAAGCAGUUCUGGAGAAAGUUUAGCACAGUCCCCAGACAACACUAAAUCUAUUACUUGUGAAAAAAUGGUAAGGUCACAAAGUUUUUCACAUUCCAUUCAGAAUUCAUUCCUCCCGCCUUCAUCCAUAACGAGAUCACAUUCCUUCAACAGAGCUGUAGACCUUACAAAGCCUUAUCAGAACCAACAGCUACCUGUUCGCAUGCCUCUCCGGUCAGGUAUGCUAUCAAGAAAUUCUCGGCAGUCAGAAGUACUCAAUGGGAAUGAACAUUUGGGGUUUGGUUUUAAUAGGCCUUAUGCUGCUGGUGGAAAGAAAUUGACCUUAUCCAAUGGCCCAGGUGUAUCUUCUACUUUGGGUUAUAGGAUGGUUCAUCCCUCUCUACUGAAAUCUGGCCGACCUUCAUAUUCUGGGACUAUGACAGUUGAUAGUAAUAAAAAUUCUCCUGCUGACAUGUGUGUAGAAGAAGAAGCUAUAGUUUUGGCAAAGGAUGGCUCUACUGGUAAGGACCAAGAACUAGUUGAAAAUGAAAGUUAUCAAACAGACAAUGAUCAGACCAUAAAGCAUGAGUCUAAAAUUAGGUACCUGAGUGAUGAUGUGGAUGAUAUUUCCUUGUCAUCUUUGUCAUCUUCUGAUAAGAAUGAUUUAAGUGAAGAUUUCAGCGAUGAUUUUAUAGACUUAGAGGACUCCAACAGAACUAGAAUAACUCCAGAGGAAAUUACUCUCAAAGAAGAAAAGUGUGAAAACGGACCAUCAAAGGAUAUAUUUGAUUCUUCUAAGGAAAACGAACAGAUCUUCAGUAAAGCUGAUGAGUGGAUCGAUAUAAGUGUCUCUGACAGGAGUGAAUGUACAAAGCAUAAUACCACUGGAAAUAACUUGAUUUCACCAGAUACGGAUUACAGAGCUGGGUCUUCGUUUGAACUCUCUCCAUCUGAUAGCUCUGAUGGAACAUACAUGUGGGAUGAAGAGGGCCUGGAACCCAUUGGAACUGUCCAUCCUGUUGGCAGCUAUGAGUCCUCUGAAAUGAACAGCAUAGAUAUUCUGAAUAAUCUUGAAUCAUGUGACCUUGAGGAUGAUGAUCUUAUGCUGGAUGUGGAUUUGCCGGAGGAUGCACCUCUUGAAAAUGUGGAGUGUGACAAUAUGAAUCGCUUUGACCGAGCAGACAGAAAUGUACGACAGUCACAGGACGGAUUUUGGAAAAGAGCACCCCAGAGGUGGAGUGGACAGGAGCAUUACCACCUUAGCCACCCUGAUCACUAUCAUCACCAUGGGAAAAGUGACUUGAGCAGAGGCUCUCCUUAUAGAGAAUCCCCUUUGGGUCAUUUUGAAAGCUAUGGAGGGACUCCCUUUUUCCAGGCUCAGAAGAUGUUUGCUGAUGUGCCAGACAACACAGUGAUACUGGAUGAGAUGACCCUCCGGCAUAUGGUCCAGGACUGCACGGCUGUAAAAACGCAGUUACUCAAGCUCAAACGUCUAUUGCAUCAGCAUGAUGGAAGUGGAUCAUUGAAUGAUGUUGAGCUAUCAUUGUCAUCCAGUCCAGAGCCAGAAGAUGGUGAUCAGAUAUAUAAGAAUGAAGAUUUAUUAAAUGAAAUAAAACAACUUAAAGAGGAAAUAAAGAAAAAAGAUGAAAAAAUUCAACUAUUAGAGCAUCGGCUUGCAACCCGGUGUAACUGCCAUCAGAAAUCUAAAGAUCAAAAGUGUAUAUAUGCUGAUAAAUUUACCCAGACACCCUGGAGAAGAAUCCCUCCUCAAGUACUACAGCCUUCCAGCAGCCUUCCCAGACCUACAGACCACGCCCAGGGAAAACUAAUAAAGCCACAACAUAUCGAGGCCCACAGUGAAUACACAGUCCAAGACAUGUGUCAGGGUGGUGCACACCCAGAUGGAAGCUUUACACAUGGCUUGCAACAAGAAAACAGCUAUGGUUUGGAAGACCGUCCUUUUUCGUCAAGCCCACAGUUCCCAAUGGAUGUGGUGAAGGACGUACCUUCAGAAACGAACCUGAUGAAUGCUCAAGAGCCUCAUCAUUUGGCAAAGAAUCAACCUAGUGACAUGCAGAUUGUACCUACUCCUCCUCAGACACCUUCCCAGUCAAGUACGGUAAACCAGACAAAGAGGGUUAGAAGAAACCAGUCUCCUCAACCCAAGUCCUUGCAGCAUUCAAAGCCAUCCAACUUGAGUUCUUUGGCACCUCCUCCAGAUUCUGAUUCAUCACCAAGUAGGACUUCCACAUGUAAGAAGGCACCAGUAAUCGCACCAUGUAAUUCAAAACAUCAGCCAACGUCUAAUCACAACAAUCUUUCAAAUAAUUUGAAUCUGAAAGUAUCUAAACUCCGUCCCCCUUCUGGCUCAUUCAAACAAAAACAAAUAAGCAAUCCCCAACCAGAGCCUCAAAAUUUCCAGGUCAAGACAAGCAUCCCAAGGCCAUUAGCACGAUCAAAAGAACUGCAGAAUCCACAUAGCAAUUUGCAUUCUGGGGAUUAUGUGGCCUCUAAUCGAUAUUCUCGUCUUCCUAAACCAAAGAUACAUUAAGUGCAUAGCCAUCACCUGCCACUUUGUCUUUUGAAAACAGUCUGCUCUGUUAAUAGCGUUAUGUGCAGUUUAUUACUAUGUUGGAGGUUCCAUUACAGCAAAUCUUAAAAUUAAAAGGCAGAAGCUUCUAAUAGUUUGGCUCUUCCAUUUUCUAUCCUAGUUGAACUAUAUACCAUUUGCACAUUCUUGUCUCAGGUAAACACAAGUUUACUUAUCCAUCUCAGAGGCCCAAGUCAUACUAUUCAGCCCUCUUUCUGCACACCAGAAAAGUCAAAGUAUUCCAUUUAUCAGGCAAUAUAUGUACUUUGCUAAUUUAGUCCUGUUGUGGUCCAUAACUGUGGUUAUCAAAACACCACCCCUCUACUUAUUCCUACUGUGAAUGUGGUUGAUCUUUUAACUAAAGAUCCAUAGUGAUGAUGGAAGAUGAUUGUCCAUAAACAGGGUACUGGAUAGUGUUUCGUAUGCUUAUGAGAUCUAUGCAAAAUUUCCACAAUGAUUAAAGACCAGGCUUUUAGUGGAGGAUUCCUUGUAGGUUUUAUCCCUCCUUUCUAAGCUCAAUAAUAUAGUCCUACCAUUUUUCCAUUUAUCAGAGAAAUUCCCCAGGCUAACAGUUUUUAUUACCAAAUAUAUUUUGUUAUAUGUAACACCUUGUUUCAUAUACACAUGUACUAUUUGCUUACAUUGCUAUUAGGUAAAUUUGGAGAGCUUGAGAUGCCUAAGGAUAUAAUGCUUGUAACCUUUGUUGGUGCUAGAAUUUUGCUGAUGUGUUUUAAACCUUAUUAAUUUAUGGAUUCAUCAUAUUAUUUUAGGUUUCCACAACAUACUUUGAAAAUUUUAAAUUAAGUCUUUAUUAUAAUGUUUGUAUUUAUUUGGACUAUUUGUUAAUAUCUGAAGACUAGAAUAAUGGACUUGAAAUAUUUGCACAAAAUUUUGAUGCAAUAUAAGGAAUUUAGAGCUCAUUUUCUUUAAAAGUGAGUUAAAACACUUUAAGAAAAUAUAUAUAAAUUUAAGACUAUCACAAUAAGUUUCUUUUCUGGGUUUUCUGAGUUUCCCUUUUUUAUUUUUGAAGGACAGUUUCUUGAAACAUAGAUUUUGGGAAAAACGAAAUUGUAGAUAGGAAACUGUACUUCCUUAAGAGAUGCUGCAGAUGGUAGCUGUGAGGCCUCCAGGUAACCAUGUACAGGAACCCAGCCAUGCUGCCAGCCAUUUCUCAAGCAGUUGCCCAACCCAUGCCAUCUUCAGGCUGGUAUCUGAUUAGCUGGCUAAAAAACAACAACAACAAAAUGUAUCAAAAGGAAUUAUGGCCAAAACAGUGAAACUGCUAGGGCUUCCUUUUUAAAUGUAAGUAGGUUACAAAGAAAAGCAUGGUAUCAAAUGCAUUGUGGGAAGCUUUAAAGUCACAUUUGCUGCCAAUUGGGGGCAGUCUUCCCUUACAUGUCACAACCCCUCAAAUAAAUUUGCUGUUUGGUGAGCUGACCUUUCUUGGGUUUGGGAAUGGGUGAACAUAGUCUCACACCAUAGCACUUUAAUCAGAGAAGAACAGAUGCUCAGGAUAACCCUGAACAUAGGCCAGGUGCUAUUGCAUCAUCAUGCUGUGAGCAAAAGCAUCUCUUCGUUCAUGAAAGUGAGCCAGGUUGGCUGCAGCUGUAUGUAAGCACAUGUGCUUUCCCCUAUGGAGAAUGAAAACUGCUCAUGCAUUGCCUAUCAGCUACAAUCAUACCCUAUUCCCUGCAAUAGAGCAUACUAAUGUAUUUUUUUUAUUAGAUAUUUGUAUAGACUUUUGUGAAAUACUUUUGCAAGUUGGCCUUAUCCUUAGGGGAAAGUUUAAAUUUUUAAAUUUAUUUAUAGCCCUCUUGUCUAAGGGAAAUGUCUUUGUCGUCUAUUAGAUAAAAAUGUUGAUUCCAGUAAUUUGUCUAUUCUAAUCUCUGGCCUAUAAUUUUAUUUUUCCCCUGAUGAAUUUGCAGAAAUGUUUAUCUGCCAGUUCACUCUCUGGACUUUGUUGAACCUUAGUCCUGAUAGAUAGGGAGGCUUAUCAACAUAGUUUUGGUUUUUUUGUUUGUUUUGUUUUUGUUUUUGUUUUUUCCUUGAGAUAAGAGCCUCACAUAUCCCAGGCUGGCCUCUAACUCAUUGUGUAGCCAAAGAUAACCUUGGAUUUUUUUAUCUCUUGCCUCCAUCUCCAGAGGGCUGGGUUUAUAGGAGUGCACCACUGCACCUGGUUUUAUAUGGCACUGGAGGUUGAAUCCAGUACUUCCAUGUGUUUCAGACAAGCACUCUACCCUAGUGAGCUCAGUCCCCAGCCCUCAUCAGUAUCUUUUAAAACAUAAUGUAUGCUUCAAAUACAUUACCUAGAGAAAAUAUCUAGGAUGCAUUCACAAACAACAUAGAACAUUUGCCUGCAGUUUUCUGUAAAAGCUGCAAGAAUAUCUUGUCUGCUCCUAGUAAUACUGAGAAGUGGAGAUGAGGUCAUAGCCCUGCUGAAUAAGCUGAGGUCGUGCUCUCACAUUUAGCUUGAUCUUUUGAUUGCAUCUAUAAACCAAUGCUCUGCCAACUGUCUUUCACAGAAACAUAGCUCACUCUGUUCUGUCAGAGAAGAUAGUGGGAGUGGGUGAAUUCUAAGUGCCAAGGGUGAGUUUUACAUUUAUGAAAAGAAAAUAAUACACAGAAUUGUUCAUUUGGCUUCUAAAGGAUGCAUAUCAAAUGAUUGUUUCUUGAGCUAGAGUUCUGCUAUGUUGCCCUGAGUUUGUUCAAAGGAAGCUUGACUAAGAUGUUUAUUGGCAUACGUCCAGAUGAUUCCAAGGCAUCCAACAAAGGAUAAUAGAUGAUUUCUAAUCACAGACUGUCUACCUGUUAUUUUUCUUUUUUUGGAGUCUCAUUUUUCAUUUGUGCAGUAUAUUCAGGCAUAUCGACUACUGUUGUAUUUAUAUAGAUGUUAGGGAACUUACUAAGCAUUUUAGUAAGUAAAAAUUUGAGUAUGAGAGAAAUGUCAGAUAUGCACUUUAAUUGAGCAUAAUUGCUUGUAGUUGUGCCUGAAAUAUCAAAUUGCCUCCUGUGGGUGUGGCUUUGUUUAGUGAAAUGAAUUUCCCUGUCAAUGUUGCUGUUUGAAGGAAGCUAGCUGUACAGCCUUUCACUGAACUGUAUCCCAGCAUGCCACUUUACCCAUGAUAGCACUAAGUUUUCUUUGAAUGUCCAUUGUCCCUUUUAAGUAUUUUACUCAAUGUAUCAAAGACAACUUGUUUCCAGUAACUGUCAUUUCUGAAAAGUCCCAUGCCAUACAUGGUGUUCCAGACACUGGCGCUCCUCCCAUUUGCCACCAGAGUAAUCUGAUCAGCUUCCUGGGAUGCACUUUGGGAUCAAACGAGCUUAUCCUGCAGGCCAGUAAGACUGCAGCACCAUUUCCACACCCUCCAUUCACACUGUAGCUUCUGUGUUGCUGAGUUAGCUUGGGUAGUUACGUUUGCAUGCUUAAGCACACAUUUGAAAAAAUGAAGUAUCGCCGUAAUAUAAAAACACGAGGUUUUCCUUGGAGAUGGUGGCCUUGCUGUUUUCUUGAUUCUGAUGCUUGAGUUCUAUUUUCAGUUGGUCUUUCCACAGGUCCCUGUGAGUUUCUGCUGCAGCAAUUUGAGAGGAUACAUUUGGAUAGAUGAUUAUGAGGUUUCUAUAAUUAUGUAAUUGAUUAAAGAUUGUGUCUUCACUGUUGAGUAAAAGCCACCCACUUUCUUCUUGGUAGUGCAUUGCCAUGAUAAGUAGUGCUGGCCUUGAGAACUUAGUCAUGACUAAAACCAGAAACAGUAUCUGCAAUGUUGUUUUCCCUGUUGAUUUUACAAUCCAGUUCAGAGUACAUAAUGUAUAUUAGAAUUUGCCUGUAAAAUGAAUUAUGGAAACCAGAUGUAAAGUCUUUCUUGAGCGUGUUGGCUUAGUAAAUAAAAAAUAAAGUUCAUAAUUAUAAAAA